GGGAAGCUCGGGGGAAAAAGGAAAAAGAAAGAAAAGAGCAGCGUCUGUGACUGUGCCGCCAGCUUAAACACAUCUAAAGCGCAUGCCAUAAGCCGGGUCUGACUGUGCACACACCGGAGGGGAAGAAGAAGAAGCCGCUCACGACGCGAGAAAUCCGAUGAGAGGAACGGCUCAGAGAGAGUGAGCUGCCGUAGAUUGUCCAACGGGGCUGCGUUUCUCCCAGUUCCGGUUUGCCUGUCUGUGUGCGCGCUGUGUGCGAGAGUUGGGACCCCAAACAAAAGGCUGCCAUCAUCCUACAGGAGAUCUUCAGCUUGCGCGCGAGAGAGAGAGAAAGCCCGAAUCUGCUUGAUGCUUAACCGAACAUGAGCUCCUAUUUUGUUAACCCUCUUUUUUCUAAAUACAAAGGCAGUGAGUCACUGGAACCAACUUACUACGACUGCAGGUUCCCACAAAGCGUCGCCCGCAGCCACACGCUGGUUUACGGACCCGGAGCCGCCGCGCCGGGCUUCCAGCACCCGUCCCAUCAUGUGCAGGACUUUUUUCACCACGGGACCACGGGGAUCUCCAACCCAGGAUAUCAGCAGAAUCCCUGCGCCCUGGCGUGUCACGGCGACGCGACGAAAUUUUAUGGAUACGAAGCCCUUCCUAGGCAAACGAUCUAUGGUGCCCAGCAAGACGCGAGCCUAGCGCAAUAUCCAGACUGUAAAUCGUCCAGCAGCUCUAACCCCGGAGAAGGACAAGGCCACUUAAAUCAAAACUCCUCUCCCAGUCUUAUGUUUCCCUGGAUGAGACCCCACGCCCCAGGCAGAAGGAACGGGAGACAAACCUACAGCCGCUACCAGACCCUGGAACUGGAGAAGGAGUUCCUCUUCAACCCUUACCUGACCCGCAAGAGGAGGAUCGAGGUGUCCCACGCCCUGAGCCUCACCGAGCGCCAGGUGAAGAUUUGGUUUCAGAACAGGAGGAUGAAGUGGAAAAAGGAGAACAACAAAGACAAGUUUCCGGGUCAGAGAGGGGAGGCCGAAGCCGAGGCCGAGGAAGAGGGCAACGAGGACGGUGAAGGGGACGAGGGAGAACAGAAAGAAGCGGAAGAGAAAGAAGAAAGCAAGGAGUGAUUUUUAUGGUCCUUUUUAUGGUUAUAUGGCUGGAAACGAGAGAAAAAGGAGAGAAGUCCCAUUAACAGACGAAGAGCCACAAGGAGGCAUAGAGCGUCAUUUUUAUGACCACCCUUCUCAUUUUGUCACAAGGGAACAGGAUUCCCACCAAUAUUGCUGUCAUAAAUAGACUAAAUUCUUCUUUCUCCCCUAUUCGAUUGUCCCAACAUGAUCCAAACAUUACUAUUUUGGAGAAGCGACACACCGCUAGUAGAAUUUUCUUUAGGACUCGCACCCAUGCACAAAAAUACAAGGGACAAAUUAAAUACGCAUGUUAGAUUGACAAUGGCGUAGUUUUUAUUUUUUAUCUUCAAAUUUGCUUUUUGUGUGAAAAAAACUCCUGGUUAGAAUAAAACAUGACAAAUAACGCCGACUUCUUGUAAAUAGAUGCAAAAACAUUUCAUUUCCGACUCGAAAGUAUUAAAGACACAUAGGCCUGUAACUUAUUAGUGAGAGUUCAGACAUCAUCACUGUUACUUCAGGCUAUAAACCACACAUUUAAUUUGAUUUGUACAAUAAAUAGUUUUUUUUAUUUCUUCUGUUUUGACGUGAAUGGCGCGGACAAAGAUACAGCCAUGACAGCUCCUCCGACACCUUUCAUUUUGUCCUUGGAUCACCAGGGAAACGCAACUGUUUGAAAUCCUUUGAUGCUACCUAUGAAAACCUGGGGGAAAUUGCAAUAGAGAUUUCUGAAUAUAGAGAUUUCAUAUGGUUUUUGAUUUUUAAAGUGUUAUAUAUCAACCUUAUAAUAUUAAGUUAUGUGUGUAGCAGUUACCCGAAAUACAAUAAACACUUGUUAAAGUUUUCUUUUCUUUUUUUUUUGUUCUCUUUUGAAGUCUUGGGAAGACGUUUAGCUCAAAGCCAGGCCAACAAAUUUCUUGUUUUUAUUUUUACGAGAUUGUACCACAGCACUACCUAAAGCUCAGAGCUCUGUCCUCGCAUCAUUUCUUAUAUUUCACACAUGCGUGGCAUCGCUCUGAUCUGACUGCAGGCUAUUUUCCCCAACAACUAAAAACUGCCUAUAUGACGCACAUGGACUACGUAUGAUGAUAUCUGCAGCAAUUACAAGGAUUUUAACGUUUUAAGAAAGGGAACUUUUAUUUCAAUGUGCUGGUGAUAUAGAGUAGUUGUUUUUCUUUUUCUUUGCACUGAAUAUAAUCUUUAUGUACGUCUUGUUCUAUAUUGAUGUUAACAUAACAAUAUGCUCGUUUUCUUGUUGUUUCUCCUGUGAAAGACGGAGUUGUGUACCCACCCCCGCGCGCCAUUGUUGAUGUAAAAUCACAAAUAAACAAGAUGGCUCACAUUCA
Girardinichthys multiradiatus is the source of this 2461-nucleotide messenger RNA. It is a transcript of the gene hoxc8a, whose product is annotated as homeobox C8a. The record is from RefSeq and is a predicted model, not a curated record. Lineage: Eukaryota; Metazoa; Chordata; Actinopteri; Cyprinodontiformes; Goodeidae. Bases 363 to 1115 code for a protein of 250 amino acids. Gene Ontology annotation, biological process: regulation of transcription by RNA polymerase II. The transcript has 2 exons. Gene Ontology annotation, molecular function: RNA polymerase II transcription regulatory region sequence-specific DNA binding; DNA-binding transcription factor activity, RNA polymerase II-specific. Gene Ontology annotation, cellular component: nucleus.